Gaeumannomyces tritici R3-111a-1 is the source of this 1735-nucleotide messenger RNA. RefSeq lists its product as hypothetical. The transcript is spliced from 2 exons. NCBI's taxonomy places the organism in Eukaryota, Fungi, Ascomycota, Sordariomycetes, Magnaporthales, Magnaporthaceae. Bases 68 to 1735 code for a protein of 555 amino acids. The record is from RefSeq and is a predicted model, not a curated record.
CUGAGAUCUCGAGACCCCACGGGCCCACCGACUCAUCUGCAUUUUUUAUCGCACCAGUCCUCCCAUCAUGUACCUGAUAAACUGUGACGGGUCAUACCGGCUCGAGUCCCACUACAGCCCGACUGGCGUGAGGUACCUCAUUCUGUCGCAUACAUGGGGCGACGACGGAGACGAGGUAUCUUACCAGGACAUGGGUAAUCCGAAAAUGGCUCGGAGGAAAAAGGGCUUCGGGAAGAUCAAGGAAAUCUGCGCCAGGGCCCGGCGAAAUGGCAUCCCAUACGCUUGGGUCGACACCUGCUGCAUUGAUAAGAGCAGCAGCACCGAGCUAUCGGAGUCCAUCAACUCCAUGUACGACUGGUACCAGCGCGCCGUAUGCUGCGUCGCCUAUCUCGAGGACUUGAGGGCGGGGAGCGACGAAGCCCCCGAGAACCAGCUCCGCCUCUGUCGGUGGUUCACCCGAGGCUGGACCCUACAGGAGCUCAUCGCCCCCGGAUCGGUGCUAUUCGUCGACGAAAGGUGGAACGAGCGGGGGACCAGGCGCAGCCUCAGUCCCGUGCUCUCGCGUAUCACGGGGAUCAGCACCGCCGUUCUCGACGGCACCCGCCCCCUGCACAGCGUCGCGGUGGCCCAGAGGAUGUCCUGGGCGGCGCGGAGGCUGACCACCCGGGUCGAGGAUAUAGCCUACUGCCUGCUGGGCAUCUUCGACAUCAACAUGCCCCUGCUCUAUGGGGAGGGGCAAAAGGCAUUUGUCCGGCUCCAGCAGGCCGUUCUGCAGCAGACUGGCGACCUGUCUGUCUUCGCCUGGGACGUCUCCCGGCCGGACGAUCGUGGCCUCGACACCGCCGCCUCGCACGAGUCCAGGAUCGCGUACAUUGAGGCCGCCCCUUUUGCGCUCCACCCUGCGUGCUUUCGGAGCUGCGAGAUGGUGGAGCGCUUUACCGGCAACGUUCUCCCGAGCCCCGCCAUCACUAUCACGAGCGCCGGCGUUCGAUUUUUUGCCUGUAUCACCACCGCCGCCGAUGGCGAAGGCAGCGGCGGCGGGAAUGGCCUUCAGCUCCUCCACCUCCAGUGCAAGGUCGCUCCCGACCCGGCGAAACAGGACGCGUACGUGACCCUCGCCAUCCCCUUAGGGCAGGUGCCCGACGGGUAUAUGCGGUGGGCCGACGCGUUCUGCCCCGUGAGCCCCUCUCACUCGCUAGACCUCGGCGGGUCCGGGUCCCGUCAAGUCCUUACCGAGAUCUGUCUCGUUUCCGGAGCGCACCUGCGCUCCAUUUUAUCGGCCAGCCGGGGGGGCCGGCCGGCCACCUGCGUCGUCAAAUGGGACCCGGACGUCCCGGACGUCGCCUCGUCGUACUAUCCACAGCAUUUGUGGGACCCUGGCAGCUGCUCCUUUUACGCCGAGUGGUCCGACGUCUUCUUAGGCGCCAUCGAGGUCAGGGUCCCUAGCAAUGAUGCCUCCCGCAAUGCUGCCGAAGGGUCUACCGGGGGAUCCAAGUUUUGGGUACUGUGCGGUAUGGCGAGAACGGCGGCGGUGGCGGCGGCAGAACCUAGAAACGACCAUCGGCAUGGCAAGCGCAAAGCCGGCGAUCGCGGAGUCGUUAGCAGCGACGACGGCUACGAGGCUCCGGAAUCCGUACACCCUAGCGGACGUGUCGCUCGCUCUGAGGACGGAGCUCCGGGGCGUGCACGCCACGUUUCCCCGGACCUGCACGGUUCCGUAUGGUGCCGGCGCUAG